Molecule: messenger RNA, 4024 nt
Organism: Alligator sinensis (Chinese alligator)
Lineage: Eukaryota; Metazoa; Chordata; Crocodylia; Alligatoridae
Gene: TRAPPC9
Product: trafficking protein particle complex 9
Cellular component (GO): trans-Golgi network
Source: RefSeq, a predicted model, not a curated record
CGGCCAGGUGGUGCCGCGCCGUUGCCGUCAGUUCCGCUCCUCCCCCGGCCGGAGCAGGAGGCGGGUCCGCGCGCUACUGCAGUUGAUGCAAAAUGAGUGUCCCAGACUAUAUGCAGUGUGCUGAAGACCAUCAGACUCUCCUGGUUGUGGUCCAGCCAGUUGGGAUUGUUCCAGAGGAGAACUUUUUCCAGAUCUACAAACGAAUAUCAUCAGUGAAUCAGAUUAAUGUCCGUGACUCCCAGCGUGUGUUGUAUAUCCGCUAUCGGCAUCACUACCCUCCGGAGAACAAUGAAUGGGGGGAUUUUCAGACGCAUCGGAAAGUUGUUGGGCUCAUAACCAUAACAGACUGUUGUUCAGCAAUGGAUUGGCCUCAGACUUUUGAAAAAUUCCAUCUUCAGAAGGAAAUAUACGGUUCUACACUCUAUGACUCCAGACUGUUUGUCUUUGGGCUUCAGGGAGAGAUUGCAGAGCAGUCCCGCACAGAUGUGGCAUUUUACCCUAGUUAUGAUGACUGUGAAACUGUGGAGAAGAGAAUAGAAGAUUUUAUUGAAUCUCUCUUCAUUGUAUUGGAAUCCAAGCGGCUUGAUAGGGCCACCGAUAAGUCUGGAGACAAGAUCCCUCUUCUGUGUGUACCUUUUGAAAAGAAGGAUUUUGUAGGUCUGGACACUGAUAGUAGACAUUAUAAGAAACGUUGUCAAGGUCGGAUGCGGAAACACGUUGGUGACCUAUGUCUCCAAGCUGGGAUGUUACAGGAUUCCUUGGUACAUUAUCAUAUGGCUGUGGAACUUCUGCGGUCUGUAAAUGACUUUUUGUGGCUUGGAGCUGCUCUUGAAGGAUUAUGCUCAGCAUCAGUUAUCUAUCACUACCCUGGUGGCACAGGAGGUAAAGCUGGGGCUCGUAGGGCACAAGGUAGUUCACUUCCUUCUGAGGCAGGCAACAGACACAGACCAGGGGCACAAGAAGUUCUCAUUGAUCCAGGUGCCCUUACUUCAAAUGGCAUAAAUGCUGAUACCAGUGCUGAAAUAGGUCGUGCCAAGAACUGCCUUAGCCCUGAAGACAUCAUCGAUAAAUAUAAAGAAGCCAUUUCUUACUAUAGCAAGUAUAAGAAUGCUGGUGUGAUUGAGCUGGAAGCCUGUGUGAAGGCAGUGAGAGUCUUGGCAAUACAGAAACGAAGCAUGGAAGCUUCUGAGCUUCUUCAGGGUGCAGUUUAUAUCAACCUUCGUCAGCUUUCUGAAGAGGAAAAAAUUCAGCGUUACAGCAUUCUUUCUGAGCUAUAUGAACGUAUUGGUUUUCACCGAAAGUCCGCUUUCUUCAAACGUAUAGCAGCAAUGCAGUGUGUGGCACCCAGCAUACCAGAGCCUGGUUGGAGGGCCUGUUACAAAUUGCUUUUGGAAACGCUUCCUGGUUAUAGUCUGUCUUUGGAUCCUAAGGACUUCAGCAAAGGAACUCAUAGAGGAUGGGCUGCAGUGCAAAUGCGUUUACUUCACGAGUUGGUCUAUGCCUCUAGAAGAAUGGGGAAUCCAGCUCUUUCUGUCCGACAUCUGUCCUUCCUUCUCCAAACCAUGCUAGAUUUUCUCUCUGAUCAAGAAAAGAAAGAUGUAACCCAGAGUUUGGAAAACUACACCUCAAAAUGUCCUGGCACAAUGGAGUUGAUCACACUUCCAGAUGGUUUGAAAUUGCCCCCUGUUCCAUUCACCAAACUGCCUAUUGUAAGAUCUGUGAAACUCUUGAACCUUCCUGUCAGCCUUCGGCCCCAGAAAAUGAAAAGUUUGUUGGGUCAGAACAUGUCAACCAAAAGUCCUUUUAUAUACUCUCCAAUUAUUGCGCACAACCGUGGAGAGGAAAGAAGUAAGAAAAUAGACUUCCAGUGGGUCCAAGGAGACGUAUGUGAAGUUCAGCUGAUGGUGUAUAACCCGAUGCCAUUUGAACUACGAGUAGAAAACAUGGGUCUCCUGACAGCUGGAGUAGAAUUUGAAUCUCUUCCUGCUGCUCUUUCUCUUCCUGCGGGUGUUCCUCAAACCACUGGGCAGAUCACUAUUAAUGGAUAUCACACUUCAGUCUUUGGAGUCUUCAGCGAUUGCCUUUUGGAUAAUCUGCCAGGAUUGAAGACUAAUGGAUGUACGGUAGAAGUCAUUCCAGCUUUGCCAAGGCUUCAGAUCAGUACUUCUUUGCCAAGGUCUGCUCACACACUUCAGCCUUCUUCAGGGGAUGAAAUCUCCACCAAUGUGUCUGUCCAGCUUUAUAAUGGGGAGACACAGCAACUUGUCAUUAAAUUAGAAAAUAUUGGAACAGAACCUUUGGAGAAACUGGAAGUCACAGCAAAAACACUCAGUACUAAAGAAAAACUGUAUGGCGAUUUCCUCAGUUGGAAGCUAGAAGACACCCUUGCCCAGUUCCCUCUAAAACCAGGGAAGAUUGCAACGUUUAUUGUAAACAUUAAAGUGAAGCUGGACUUCUCCUGUCAGGAAAAUCUUCUGCAAGACCUUGAUGAUGGGAUCAGUGUUAGCGGACUUCCGCUUUCCAGCCCUUUUCGACAAAUUGUCAAACCGCGAGUAGAAAGUAAGCCUAUCAAUCCUCCUGAAAGCAGCAAAGCUGGUGACUUCAGUCACGUAAAGACACUGGAAGCCAUUUUGAACUUUAAAUACUCAGGGGGACCAGGACAUGUUGAAGGCUACUAUAGGAACCUGUCACUGGGCCUUCAUGUGGAAGUGGAGCCAUCUGUCUUCUUUACACGUGUCAGUACCCUUCCUGCAACAAGCACACGGCAAUGCCACCUCCUCCUUGAUGUCUUCAACUCAACAGAACAUGAACUUACUAUUAGUGCUAGAAACAAUGAAGACUUAGUUCUACAUGCUGGCGAAUGUCAGCGUAUGGCUAUCCAAGUCGACAAGUUCAACUUUGAGAGUUUUCCAGAAUCCCCUAGCGAAGGGGUACAGUUUGCAAAUGCAAAGAAACUGGAAGAGGAGAGACAGCAGGCAAAAGGUCUGGAGAUUAACAGCAAGUUAGACAUUUGCUGGAAAAUUCCCUCUUUGAAGCGUGAAGGAGAAGCGAGUGUAGAAGGAGUUCUCAAUCAGCUGGUCCUCGAGCAUCUACAGUUGGCUCCUCUCCAGUGGGAUAUAUCGGUGGAUGGAAAGUUCUGUGACUGUGAUGUUGUGGUGGACUGCAAGGUCGGGGACCCCAUCCCCCUGGAGGUGAAACUCACCAACUGGAGCAAACACAGCGUGGGCCCGUUUGCUCUCACUGUGACCCCGUACCAGGAUUACCAAAACGGAGUGCACAACUAUGAGCUCCAUGAUGCCAUCACCUUUGUGGGAUCCAACACCUUCUAUAUCGAUUCCGUGAAACCCACCAAAAAUUCUGUCUGCUUUGGAGCUCUUCUCUUCCUCUACACGGGUGAUUUUUAUCUCAACAUCAAGUUUCAUGAAGACAAGACCAGCAGGGAACUUCCUCUCUCUUGGUUCUGCCUGCCCAGCGUUCACAUUCGUGCUAUGGAGCCUGUGAUCCAAACUAAGCUGUAGAUGUGCCGUAUAGUGUAGGAUUAGCCAUAGUGCACAGAAAUGCUUGGCAUGUCCUCUGCUUGAUCUCAGCUGGUUUCUAUCUGACCCCAGCCUUUAGCGGCACAGCAAAAUGCUUUUAGAAUUGGCUGAUCUUCACGUCCGCGGCUGGAUUUGCUUGUUCUGAAAGGAGCGACUGAAUCGAAUGCCCCAUGUUUCUCCCCUAUGUCCAGUAAGCACUUGAAAAUCACUGGGGAACAGAUUCUUCUCUGAUGGAUUCUUCUCUGAUAUCAGUAGAGUUGAAUUUAGCCAGUGUAAAGGUCUCUGGCCUGAAUGAUGCCUACUGAUGCAUUUUCAGCACCCAAACAAGAGUUGCAUGUGAAUGUUCAAUUCCCCCAUCCCAUAUAAAAUGCCUGGUGUGCCCCAUUGGGUUGUAUUCCCUCAGAUGCUGGUUCUCCCUCUGCUUGUUCCUCACUCCCUUCAUCUGCUGAGUAUUUUAGUCUCUUUUAAACCCAAUAAAUAUGAGCUCA